CUUAGUUGGUCUUCAGCGUAGAAAAACCACAGGUUGUCUUAGAGGACACCUUCUAAACAAUCUAGAGAUCCAGACUUUGGAAUAAUUCAAUUUAUACAUUCCUCUUUGGGUCACCAGCUGCGGUAUGAUUUGAAGGAGCAAUAACUUCUAUCUGCCUCAGUGAAUUGAUUGAGUAGAUCAGGGGACGAAGGAUUGACUGAGGCCUGUUUGUCUUUUUGAUCAACAUUUUGCUGUUCAUUGAUUUACUGAAUCCACACUUGAAAAAAAUGAAGGACCGACUGGCCCAGCUGAAGGAGAAGAGUGAUCCUGGUGGUGAUGACAUUCAGGUUCCUGUGGAAAACGAGGCUUUCAUGGACGACUUCUUUGCUCAAACUGAAGAUAUACGCACCAGCAUUGACAAAAUUGAUGAGAGCGUGACAGAAAUCAAAAAACUCUACUCCACCAUCUUGUCGGCCCCCACAUCUGACCAAAAAACACAAGAUGAUGUCGAAAUCCUCACCAAUGAGAUAAAAAAGUCAGCCAACAAUGCAAGAAACAAGCUGAAGAGUAUCGAGCGGCAGCUUGAGUCGAACACAGAUGAAAGGGCUUCGGCAGACCUCAGGAUACGCAAGUCACAGCAUGCAAUUCUGGCAAAAAAAUUUGUUGAGGUCAUGACAAAGUACAACGAGGCUCAAGUUGACUUCAGGGAUAAGAGCAAAGGACGAAUUGCACGACAGCUUGAGAUCACGGGGAAAAACACUACUGAUGAGGAACUUGAGGAGAUGCUGGAGGGGGGAAAUUCUGCUGUCUUCACUGCCGGGAUCACAGAGUCCAAGAUCAACCAGCAGGCCCUGAAUGAGAUUGAAGCCCGUCACAAAGAUAUCAUGAGGUUGGAAAGCAGCAUUAAGGAGCUCCAUGACAUGUUUGUUGAUAUUGCCAUGCUGGUGGAGAACCAGGGUGGAAUGAUAGACAGAAUUGAAGGCAAUAUGGACCAGUCGGUGGGGUUUGUGGAGAGGGCAGUGGCCGACACUAAGAAGGCUGCCAAGUUCCAACAGGAAGCGCGCAGGAAACAAAUGAUGAUCUUCUGCUGCUGUGCGAUUCUGGCCCUCGUCCUUGGCUUAUUUUUCUACAGCUUCAUCAAAUAAAGGAAGGACCUGUCUGAGGUCAAACAUUAGCUGGGUUUGCCCAACAGGAAAAAACAAAAAAGAACUGUUAAAAUGUGGCCAUGAACUCUGUAACAUUUAUUUAUUCGAAUCAAGAUAGGUACAAAGAACUGGUAAACAGUGUCUGCAUUCAUUCAUGAUUAUUUUUGUGAGCUCGUAGCAACAUUCCUAACCAGGUCAAACUCAUUGGUUCAGACUCAGUGUAGUGUGAACAUCCAUAGUUGUAUCUGAAUGAAACUAAAAUCAAAGGAACGCCUCAUUUCUGCCAAAACAAAUUUUUCAAGUUUAACAAGUUUGAUGGACAGAUUUUGAGUUCUUAAUGUUAAAUCCUUGUAAUCUUAUAAAGUAUGAUGCGGUUGUGUGACUAUCCAUGUAAAGUCAUGCAGUGUAAAAAAAAUUAAAAAUAGCAUUCUGUUGAACUCCUAGAGUUCUUUUAGGAAGGCAGAAAUCUGCUUUGGUUCCAUCUCUGAUUAGCUUAUUAAAAUCUCUUGUUACAAUACUAACAUUUUAUUCAAUACUGAGAAUAAGAAAAAUACUUCAUUCUCAGUAUCAUUUUCAAUACUACAGCAGAGGUGAAGGGUUCUUUUUUUUUAAAAAGAACAAAGAAAUACAAUAUUUUCAUUGUGUUAACAAGGCUGUUCACCUCUGCCACCCAACAUAGGGUCACUGACGCCAUAGAAAAGAAAUUCCUGGAUCCGGAUCAGGAUCUGGAUCACCAUCCAAAUUUAAUGGAUUCUUCCUUGGGCUACGACACGCCUCUGGUAGAAAAUUCAUAAGAGUUCAUCUGUAACUUUUUCUGUACACCCACACACGUACACACACAAAUCUACACAAAGACAGACAGAUAGACAAACUCAAGCUCAUGAGCAAACUAAAUGAAACAUUUGAGUUUUCAAUGUAUCUGAUUAUUUAUGCGGUUACAAUAGAUGAAGCAACAUACCAAAUGUCCCAAUAAAAGUGCUACCCUAGGUUUAUAAUGUGUAGUGGCUCUCAAAAGUGUUAAAAUUCCAGCUUUUGAGAUUGACGAAAUGAGACAAUGAUACAUCCUUUCCAAUUUUUUUCAUCUUUAAUGUGACAUAUACAGUAUUGUCUACAGUUAGAUUGAGAAACAAACAAAUCUGUUGAGGAGGAUAUGAACAAUACAAAAGCUUCAACAACCUGGCGGCAUAAGUGUGCUCUUUUUUAAAAUUAAUAGUUUGUUAAAGCACCUUUUAAUUUCCUUUCAAUUCAACACAGUAAAAUCUGCAAAGAAAGAUGCAUCAUUUUAGCAUAGAGUUAAAAUCCAUAAAAACAAUGGUGGGUGUUGUGAAGCCAAACUGAUGCAACCCCAGAGACUUCUCAGUGUUACACUAUUACAGUGUACAACAUGGAGUUUGUAUCAUAAGUAUUGAGACAGCUGUUCUUCAUUUGUCAUUCGUCCAGUUUGUUUGCUGGAAUUAAGAAGCAUUCUGUGCCAAUACUUAUGCUAUUAACUGGAGUUAAUGAAAUAAUUCUAGUAUGAUGGAAAACAACUCUUUAAAGCAACUGUUUUAGAUUGUUCAAUGUAACCACUUAGUGGGUGAAUGAAAUGUGUAUGUCAUAUUAUGAUUGGACCAUUUUUACCUGCAUGCAACAUGUUAGGGAGAAGCUUCUGCUAAGCUUUUCUGAAGUGUGAAAUGAGCCUUAAUCGACUUCAUGGUUCAGGGUGUAAGCCCAUUCUCUGUGACAGCCUAAUUUCAUUUUUAAAAACAUGAUAGAAUUUAAUGUGAAAUGUACACAUUAGUGAAUCAGGUUUAGGCAUUAUACAACAUUCAUCUAAUGUCUAAUUAACAUUGGCUUCUCAGUACUCUUGUUGUUAUUGAAGUAGUUUUAGUUUUUGCAAUAAAGAAGCUGUAAUGUUUGUUUCAUUGUUAAGCUAUAUGAGUUUGUAUCAGUAUAGGAGGAUAAACUACAGUUUAUUUGUUUCUCUUUUAUAGAUGUGUCCAUUUUGUUGACAAAUAAAAAAAUAUGCCAGCCA
Girardinichthys multiradiatus is the source of this 3138-nucleotide messenger RNA. RefSeq lists its product as uncharacterized. Bases 267 to 1124 code for a protein of 285 amino acids. Gene Ontology annotation, molecular function: SNARE binding; SNAP receptor activity. NCBI's taxonomy places the organism in Eukaryota, Metazoa, Chordata, Actinopteri, Cyprinodontiformes, Goodeidae. The transcript is spliced from 10 exons. Gene Ontology annotation, biological process: intracellular protein transport; exocytic insertion of neurotransmitter receptor to postsynaptic membrane; synaptic vesicle fusion to presynaptic active zone membrane. Gene Ontology annotation, cellular component: synaptic vesicle; endomembrane system; SNARE complex. The record is from RefSeq and is a predicted model, not a curated record.